Molecule: messenger RNA, 522 nt
Organism: Notothenia coriiceps (black rockcod)
Lineage: Eukaryota; Metazoa; Chordata; Actinopteri; Perciformes; Nototheniidae
Gene: spcs3
Product: signal peptidase complex subunit 3
Exons: 4
Biological process (GO): protein targeting to ER
Cellular component (GO): signal peptidase complex; membrane
Source: RefSeq, a predicted model, not a curated record
CUACCUCUCAUCCACCUCCUCUGUCUGUUCAACAGGAAGAACGUGGAUGACUUCACAGGACCCAGGGAGCGCAGUGAUCUGGGUUUCCUCACCUUUGACCUCUCAUCUGAUCUGCAGCCCAUCUUCGACUGGAACGUCAAGCAGCUCUUCCUCUAUCUGUCUGCUGAGUACGCCACGAGGAGCAAUGCUCUGAACCAGGUGGUUUUGUGGGAUAAGAUCGUCCUUCGAGGGGAAAACACCAAACUGAACCUCAGAGACAUGAAGUCCAAAUACUUCUUCUUUGAUGAUGGGAAUGGACUUAGGGCCAACAAGAACAUCACUCUGACGCUGUCCUGGAACGUUGUUCCCAACGCUGGGAUCCUGCCUCUGGUGGCAGGGAGCGGUCAUGUCAGCCUCCCCUUCCCAGAAUCCUAUGAGACCACCAAGAGCUAUUAGACCGAGACACAGACCGCCACACAUGCUGAAUACACACACACACACACACACACACACACACACACACACACACACACACACACACAC